CUCCCCCUAAACCCAAAAGAAGAAACUGCUUCUACUACUCACUUCUUUCAAACUCUCCGUUUUCCUCUUCUUUCCCUCUCUUUCCCUCUCUCCAUCUCCAUUCUAUUUCUCACUCUUUUUCUCAUAUCCUUCUCUCUUCACUUCCUUCAAUCACUCCAUCCCUUGAUUCUACCUUCCUCUCUGAUUAUGUAGGGUUUUUUUUUUUUUUCUUUUUUUUCUUUCUGUUUGCUUACUGGACAAGAAAGCUAGUAUGGCUACUCCAACUGAUUGGAGGACGGAAAUAACUCAAGAAACUAGACAGCAAAUUGUUCGUUCAAUAUAUAUGAUGUUGAAGGAACAGCCUUCUGAGUUGAAUGUGAAACUAAUUAGUGACCGUGCGAGGAAACAUGAGAUGAACUUGUUUAGUACUGCCAAAUCUAAGGAAGAAUAUUUGUCUACUGGAACUGGAAAGAUGAUUAAGAGAGAAAAUCACCAGGGGAGUUCAAGCGGUCAAGCAGUAGUGGUUUAUCCGCAAUAUCAUCAGCCAGCAGAGGCUAAGUCACUUUUGCUGCAACAUAUUCAGCGAACGCCACAGCUACAUAGACAACAUCCAAAUGUGAGACAGGCACAUCAACAAUUUGCGAUGCAGAAUCAAAGCGGUGCUAGUCCACAAAAUACAUCAAAUUCACAGUGCAGACCCCAGGGUUUCCCGAGACAAGAUACUGGAAUUCAUCUGUCCUCAGAAAUGUUCACGCAACAUCCUAACUUUGUGAACUUGACCACUCAAGUUAAAAAGGAAGUGGAUAGCGAAGGUUUUAUGGCCUCCAAAUCCUCCGAGCAGCGUAAGCAACACUCCAUGAGUGGAGCUUCUGCAGAUCCAGAAAGAAUUCCAAAUUCAGAAGUUUGGCAUGAUGCUGCUUUUGCUGAGAUGGAACAGCUCAAGAAGACGUUCUUGCCUUAUUUUAUUAAGGCAUAUGAACCCUUUCGAAAGGUUGUACACCAAGAGGGCCUACACAGGAGAGGGCUUGGGAAGACAAUCGAAAGAAUUCUGAGGUUUUUCCAAUCGUCUAAGGAGAAAAUCAUUGCUUCUUACACCAAGGAGAAGUUUAUUCGAUGUUUGCAAUAUAUUGAGCAAAGUGGGAACACAAUUAAGAGCAAUAUCAAUGUUGUUAAUAAGCCGUCGUCCCUACAUGAUGGCCAGCCUGGCCUUAGUGGAUCUCGCAUAAACCAUCCAGUUCAGCAAAGUGGUGAUAAUGUGAAACUCCAUUGUCAAUCAGUGAUCCGAACUACAACUGGCUCUGGUAGUUCUUCCGUAGCACCACAAGAAAUAGGAUCCAUAAGGUCAAAAUUACAUCCCCAAUGGAUUCAUGGUUCAGGAAACACUCCAUUUACUUAUAGAUCAGGAAUCUCUUUGAAUCCUCAUUUGAACUCAAACUUUUCCCAUGUUGCUGAGCGACCUCGUCCAACAAAUCCUUGUACUUAUCCAUUGCAUGGAAGAGCUUCUCCACCUCCAUCUUCCUCUAUAGUUGGACUUGAAAAAAUCUCUCCAAAUGUUACUUACCAUUCAAGUUCGAACUUUCAUUUCCGUCCACAUUGUAACCCAUAUCAGUUACUUCAUUCCAAAGCAGAAAUGAUCGCUGAACCUACUAGUCUUGGAAUCAAUGGGCAACUGUCAACGUAUCAGGCUCAUAAUCGCUUACUUAAAGCGGUUGGGUCAUCAUCAGAGGAAGCACUCAGAGCAGCUGUGUCGGGAAUAACUUCAGUUGGGUAUAUGGAAGACGCGAUAAUAGAUCCCCAGUGUCGUGCAAAGGUAACAAAUUUAAGGUUGAUAGACGGAUUUGGUUCCUCAAAUAAUAUGAAGCGCAAAAUAAACGCAAUGGCCUUAAACAACAUACCAUCGCCUAGCAGUGAGAUUCUUGGAUCUGAAGAAACAGUUACAUCAAGAACAAAGAAACUCAAGAAACUGUCUGAUUCUUCCCUCUUAGAAGAAAUGAGAAACAUAAACAAGCAGUUCAUCGAAACAGUCUUGGAACUAGAUUUGGACGAGAACCUCAAUCAACGAUUAGCCAAUGCGGGUACGGUUCUUCGAUACUCCUAUAGUGCUGUAAGUGAUGGUACAAAUUCUGUGAAACUGCCCGUGCUUACUAUGAAGCUGCUUGUACCUCUUGAUUAUCCUGAAGACUAUCCCGUAUUUCUAAGCAAAUUCGACUUGUCCUCCAGCAACGUGGACGAAGAAAGUAGAAACCUGUCGAACGGUGCAAUAUCGAUGUUACGUGCAUUCCUUCGCACUGCUCCGGAAUGUGUGUCUCUUGAAGAUUAUGCAAGGGCAUGGGAUGAAUGUGCUCGCUCUGUGCUAUCUGAGUAUGUUCGACGUGCGGGUGGGGGAAGCUUCAGUGCUCGAUAUGGGUCUUGGGAGGACUCUGUUGUCGCCGCCUAACCCCUCCCUUUAUUUUGAACCAAAUCUAUAUACUAUAUGAUCACCAUGUAGUUCUUUUUUACAAAUUUGCUAUCUUUCUAUUGUAGAUUUAAGAUUUAGUUGUAGUAAGAGAUUGUUUUUUUUUUUUGGCAAUUUUGCUAUCUUUCCAUUGUAGAUUUAAAACGUUGUUGAAGUAAAGUUGUGAAAAAGGAUCAAAGGUUCCUUGUUGGAGUA
Messenger RNA from Cucumis sativus (cucumber), 2629 nucleotides. RefSeq lists its product as uncharacterized. The transcript is spliced from 10 exons. The record is from RefSeq and is a predicted model, not a curated record. Lineage: Eukaryota; Viridiplantae; Streptophyta; Magnoliopsida; Cucurbitales; Cucurbitaceae. The coding region runs from base 251 to 2416 and encodes 721 amino acids. Gene Ontology annotation, molecular function: chromatin DNA binding; transcription coactivator activity. Gene Ontology annotation, biological process: regulation of DNA-templated transcription.